CGACUCCAAGGAGAAAGAUGCUCGUGAAAAAUAGCUAUAAAACUUUAUAGCAAAAAUGCCGAAGCGCAAAUCUCAAGCAAACGAAGAUAUUGACAAUGAUCUUUCAGUUCCACUGUCUAUUCAAACAUUUUUCUGGAGACAGACGAGCCCAUUUAUCAGACCAAAACUAGGAAAACUCUGUGAUGCAUCUUGUAUAUCGUUUGAGCGAGUCGUGGUGCAGAAUAUCCUGCAUGGGCAGCCCCCGAGCCUGUGUGAGGCGAUACAGAGUGUGUCCCGAUGGAAGGUGGUACAGGUUGCCUUCCCACACGUUAUGCACGCGUGUGCUGCAAUGCUGGAGAACCGGCGACAGAUGCAUCCGGGAGCCAAGUUUACAAACUGUGAGACAAAACUACUCUACACAUUACACUGGAUCAUCCUAGACGCAGCUUCAGAAUGUGAGGAUAACGUCACUAUGAGCGACACUGUCAAGAUCCCACCCCUCCAUGCGAUGCUCCAUCCAUUAAAAACAAUACAGCUGUUUGUCUACCUUUUUGCGCCUCUAGUUAACUCCCUUGCAGACUCUGAUUUUCAAUCUUUAAAGCUAGAGAAUGGUUUAAGGCUUUGGCAACCACUGUGGGACUACCAGCAACCCGAUGUACCAUGCUUCUCAACUCCAGUAAAACCUCAAAGGAAUGUCCUGAAGGCACAAAGAAAUCAUCUUAAAGUAAACACCAAUGCUGCUAACAUCUACAUAGGUAAAGGUACCUCUACAGAUAACCUGAGAUUCGUGUCUCCAUUUGGGGACACAGAGAGUAUCCAAUCCUCCAGCGGUGAAACCUCUCCCAGUCGUUAUGCCCCACUGGCCAGACUGAGUGACAGUGAGUUCUGCUUCAUGUCCCAGUCAGAAUCUCAGUCAGUUUUCUCAAUGUGUGAAUUCUGCAACAAUAUCAAAAGCAGCCGGGCCAAUGAAGGACCUAGUGUGUGUAGAUGUGGCCGAAAAGACAGCUUCGUGGAUGUGGGACCAGAAAACCGCCAGAGCUUCUUUGAAAAGCUUGGGUCUCUUGAUAGGGACUUUGUGAAACAGAGGUUAGCAAGUGCCGCUAUGGCUGGGGUUAAGGGGGCAGCAGCUCCUAUUGACAUCUUGAGUGCAAGCUACUUUGAUGUUGCAGUAUUACAAAGCUUGUUUUGCUUACAGUGGGCCACUGAGGGAAUUCAUUGGGGGCUGAAAUACGUUCAUCAGCGGUUGUUGGAGAUAUCUGAUGAAUUACUUCAUAUGGAUGUUAAAGACAGAGAAAGAAGUAGGUCUCUUCCAUUUGCUGAUCCAAGACUGCUGAGAAAUAACAGUAUUCCUUCAUCCUCCAAAGAUCCUGUUCAAACUGGUAUACCAAAGUCAGCUAGCAGUUUGUCCAACAGAUUUGCCUCAGCAUCUCCUGAGCUGUCAACAAUACCCAGUGAUUCUGAACCAACGUCGCCAGUCGCAAAACCUUUCUUAUCUGAGUUGAGGCGUGAACCUCCAUUUAAGAAGGUCUGCAUGGUAGAACUACGCCAGUUUCCAGACAGUACAAGGGCUGUUGUGACAAGAAAACAGUCCCCAUCUCCUUCAAGAGGGGAUGCCUCUCCAACAAGUGUUCCAUUCAAAACCAAGCUUGAGAAUUAUCCACUACCAAAAACCCACCGAGAGUAUGCUAGCGUGUAUAACUGGAACACGGCCAGAGGGCGAACUUCAGUUGAUAUCUACAAUGCCAGAUCACCAGAGAGGGAAAAGACAGUGAAGAACAGUCAAAGCUGGGGAGCAACUGGGGAUAAGAAGUUUGAGUUUCCCCCAUCCCCAGACCAGGUGUCAGAGGGUAGCAGUCAACACAGCAGCAAUGAUUCAUCCAGCCUGUCCCAGGAGCAAACAACAAGUGGGGGAACUGUGGUUGGUAAACCAAUCAUCACCAUUACAGCUGAAACACCGCAGAAAAUGAAGCCGAGCUGGUCAAGGCUGUAUGACUUUGGUCCAACUGAGGAGCCCGAGCCCGAGAGUGGUGCAAUAGGUGGGGAUGACCCUGGGGCCCUAGGACUUGCUCGCAGUCAGACAGACACAAACAUCAGUUAUCUAAAGGAGGAGGAAGUACACGAGGUGGCUGGAGCCGUUCACUACAUACAGAAAAAUGGGUGUCUCAAUUACAAGGUUAUACUGCAGGCUAUUCACUAUGUGACGAAGAACCAUACAAGUGAGAAGAUUUGUGAGGUUGGUCUGAACAUCCUCAACUGUCUCCUAGACCUGGACAUUGUGGAGAAAAAGGUUGAGGAAGAGGGGCCCGGGGGUGGGGCUUCGGCUGGUGCUGGGGCUGCGGCGACUGAUGAUAAGAAAGAUGACAACCAGUCUGUGAGCACCGACAUGGGCAAGACAGAGAUUACUGCCUUUGGGCUGGCCAUGGAUAGUCUUAUAAGUAUCUACAAGUCCUUGGGCUGCCCCCACGGUUGUGGGGACGGGUUGAGGGGUCGCCAUGGAGACCUGCUACGUCAGAAAGGCCACAACUGUCUACUGAGACUCCAAAAGCUGAAUGGGCCCUUGUUCUGCAGCUACAUGAAGAACUCUGUGAAGACCCGGCCUAUCCAGGAGGUGGUGGACUUCUUUCACGCCUUUCUUGGCUUCUGUGUGGACCCCCAGCAGAUCCUUCUGUCUCAGCAAACCCAAAAGAAAACAAGUACAGUUUCCAAUUCUACGAGCCCGGUCUCCCAAGCUUCAGGUAAUAGAAAGUCAGUAUCCACGGAGGCACUUCCAAACAACAAUUUCACAAACAACUUUGGCCACCCCAUUGGUGGGGUGGGGUAUCGCGGAGUGGAGGGCGUGUUGAUGUCCUACAGCAUGAAGACCUUCAUCUCUAGAUGUGUGGAGAACACGAAGGAACUCUACAGCAGUGAUAAUAUUAGCUUGUUCUGUGACAUCCGUCAGCUGAUCACAUACUUCAAGGAGAUUCAUGGUGGCACAUUCAGGCGUGUGGCUCUAAGCGGCUUGCUUGACUCACUCUUUGACCUGAAGACCAAGGCAAGCCAGGCCAAAGAGGUGGUCACCCCAACCUCUCAUCCCAUUAGUCGGACCACAUCAGUGACAUCUGAGAGUGGAGAUGAAAAGGAGAGAGCUGCGGUCCUUAGUAACAUUGCUGCCGAACUGAAGGAAAAUGGAGGGAAAUCACGCAAAUCUCUCUUCAGGAAGAAACUGAAAAAGCAACUCCUGGCUCAGCAGCAGUAUGCGGCGAGUGACUCUGAGAUUCUUGAUGAGAUGACGGGCAAGAGUUCCCCACGUGCGAGCCUCUCGUGCAACGAGGAUGAUGGACCAUCCGGUACCAGCACACCUAAGAGGAAGUUUAGCAAGUUCCAUAUUGGCUGGAGAAAGCCCAAGUCUGACCAUGAGGAGGAUGGGUGCAGCGAGGUGGGUGGGGCAAUGGAGAACAGAGAAAGUAAGAGUGACACAGGAUAUCACCGACACGGACUGAAGGGGAAAAUGUCCUUCAAGACGGCCAGUCAGGCGACCUUGACAUUCCUCAGUGCGCGCAGGAGGAUAGAGGGGGGACUCAAGAGUCUUGCCAAGAAGGCACUCAAGCCUGAACACAAUAAAGAACCCAAACAGAGUCAAGGUGAGAGUGAGGCUGACCCAGAUGACAUCGGGAUUGUGAUGCGUGAGAAAAGACUGGUGGAUAAGUUCAUUGUCAAGUCAGGCAUGCUGCGGUUUAACUUCCUAUUAGAGUGUUGUCACCCUGGCACCGUACCUGACCCGCAGCUUGUAGCUUCUAUGAUACAACUGGAAGCCCCUGUAUCAGCACGAGCCACCCUGUUACUGGAGUGUGCCCACUUUGUCCAUCGCUGUAACCAUGGAGACUGGCCAAACUGGAUGCGCCUCAACCUGCCCAGUUUCCGUCACUCUUCAUCUGCCCUGCACUCCCGUGGUCAGCCCUCUGGCAUACGGCGAACUCUCAAUCUUCAGAAGGCCGCUGGCAGGCUCUUCUACAGCUGGGCAGAGAAUCUAGGUUACCAGCUUGAGUACCAGAUGGCCCGGGAGCGCCAGUCUAGGUUCAGUCAUGUGGAGGACGUCCACGAUGAGAGGAAGAAAAGACAACUCCGGAUGGAUGAUGAUAUGGAAGACUUCCUUGAUGAAAACACAGUAAACACCAGAGGAAAUGAAUGUCCAUAUGCGUUAAAAAUGCUGGCAUGCCUCGUUCUACAAGAGAUCACAACAUUUCUGCGAGAGACUUUCCAGUAUCUUCCCCGCAAGAAGCACAAGCUGGAACCCGGCUGGGACAAGCACCUGACAUCACGGAGAUUCAGUAGCAUCAUUUCCAGCCCCGGGCACUCGGACCGCAGCUCAGAAUCAAACAUAGGGGACCUGCCUCACCCCUCACCUGGUCCUGGAGGAGGUACAGGCAGUCCGGGUGAGAGGAAGAUCAGCUUUGCGGUGCAGAUGGAGCGCUCAGAUUCCUUCAAUAGCAGUACAACAUCACUGUCCAUGGAUCCCCUGGCUUCACCUCACACACCCAUGGAGGAAAGAAAAGGUCGUAGACUAGCCCAAGGACGUCAAAAGCUUUUGAAGCAUCUGCGUCGUGGUUCCACACAAAACACGAGCUUCAGGCAAAACAGAAGCUUCCGGAUGAGACGAGGGGAUCAGGGAAGCAUCAAGCUACAUGGUACAGGCAGUAUUCGGACUCGUAAGGUAAGCAGCCAGUCUAUCCACUCGGACUCCAAGUUCCUGGAGGGUGAGCCAAGCACAGACGAUAUUGAGUCAAUGACAUACUGUAGUGAGGAUGUUCAGCAGGAUACACAGGCCAUGGAGGAGCAACAGGAGGUCGAGGACGAGAAAAUGUUCACAAACAUGCCCUGGAUCAAGGUUGUGAUACAGUUAGCGAACCAGUCCAACUUUAUCUGCCCUCAUCAAGGCUUCUGUCACUUAGACUGCUAUGAGCGACAGAGGCGGAGUUGUUCCAGACUGGUUACCUCAAUGAAGAAGAUAUACCAGUCUACAGAGGAGGAACAGACAAAAGAAUCUGACCGUAAACUGGAACAACGAAGGGAAAUCUUUAAAGACAAGUUCAAAAGAAGGGAGUCAAUAUUUCAAAACCCGUCGCCUAUCAAGAGGCGUGAGAGCACGCCAUUGUUAGAGAAAAUAAGGACGGACGUGUCCCUUGUCAAGCAGAAACUGACCAGCUGGAAGAAGGAGGUCAAACCAAAGGAGGUGAAGGAGGACUCACCCAUGGUGAAAUACAUCACUUCACAGGCCCAGAAGUUGACCCAGUGUCCCCUGAGCAUUCUGACAAAGUCUGCCCCUAUACUGAAUGAGGACCAGUUUGCCGACAUAAUGCCUGUAGCCUGGGAACUCAUGAUGGAAACUGAUCAGGAAGUGGCCGCAGCUGCUGCCUCCAUGUACCUGAUAUCAUCUGUACGCGCCCCAGAAAAGGCUCAGACAAUGGUGUUCAAGGAGCUGCAGCACGAGGACCCGUGCGUGAGGAUCAAUGCUAUACUGAGGUUUGGCACGCUGUGGAAGUUCAGGCACCAGGUCUGGCCUCGCAUGGAGGAGGGUGCACAGAUACACUUCAAGGUGCCUCCCCCAAACAUAGACUUCACUCUGCCCUUCCCGACCAUCGGCCUGCCCAGCCAGGCUCCCAUUGACCCGCCCUGGAACCCACACUUCAAGGCCAAGAUUGAGGAAGUGACCGUCAACCAGGACCAGACAAAAUCACUAGUGACUGCAACAACUACACGUCGUAAGCAGCAGCAGGAGAUGAUACGUCGAGCCCUGCAGCGGGAAGAGGAGCGGAAGCGUAUUGGGCGUGAGACAUUCCCAAUGACAACGGUGUCCGUUACACAGCUUGCCGCUGUGGAACCUUCAUUGCAUCAUGCAGGGGAAGACCAUGAGGAAGCCUUGCAAGAGGAAAUAAACCUAGCUGCCCGGCGCGUAUCACUUGCGCCCACCAAUCGCAACAUAGCCAGCCGAAGCAUGUCGUGGAGAAAUGGGAGUCUGCAUUGGGCACGACUAACCACCUUUGAAGGUGAUGAGGAACGCGUGGAGCACGUACAUAACAUGCAGCUUGCAGAGAAGUUCUUCCCAUCAUCCAUCUGUGCAGUCGUGUUACCCAUAAUCCAUCUGUUGGAGGACGGGGAUGUCAGUGAUGAUGGCAUCGCAGUACGUGAAGUGGCUGAGAAGAUUAUCUGGAGCUGCCUUGUGGAGGAUCCCGUUCUCUUUAUGAGACACUUUCUCGAGAAAAUCACACACAAGGAAAAACAUGAGGAGCUGUUGUUCAUCCUGCGGAAGCUGUUGUUCUAUUUCAAGGAUCUUCCCACCCAGAUGGCCCACUCACUCUUUAACUACCUAAUUGGCUAUGUGAUGUUCUAUGUGCGAACCCCUCAGACUUAUGGGCAGGAGGCUAUAGCUGGGGCACUGGCUCUCCUCUGGCAGGUUGUUCCAAGUGUUGAAGGAAUAUAUUUCAAGGACCUGAAGCAAACACUUAAGAAGGAACAGUGUGAUCCCAAUAUCAUGAUAUCUGCAAAUGUGCCCAGUGCAAAGAAGAUCAUAGUUCACGGGCCUGACCUGACGAGCAUCCCGUCCCAAUUCCCCGUGCACGAGGACACACAGUUCAACGUGAUCUUACAGGACAGCCUGGACUUCUUCAACAUCCCUGAGGAAGAGCAAAACUCAUACUUCCUCGUCGAUACCAAGUCAAACCAGAUCCACAACAUGAACUCAUACGUGCGUGACUUCUACUUCUUCCGUCGUAACUUCUACCCCCAGCUGAGCCUGGUACACAUGGAUCCACAGGAGGCCCAGGAUAACCUGGAGAAACAGGCGUUCCUUCUCAAGUUUGGAGAAAUUGGAAAAGUCCUGUUCACAGUCGCUAUAUUGGAGAGUACUUCACCACAUCAGCUCCAGAACCACAUCAGUUUCCUGCAUGAAGAGCUUGCAAAGCUGCCAUCGUUUCCCAGGAAGUCCCUGGACGCAGAGUUCAGUCUCUACGGGGGAACUCUUGGGAGGGAGCUGUUUGGAAUGGACACACUUCACAAAGAAUCAUGGCUGAAGCUGAUGCACACAAUGUUUUCCCGGAUGACGAGCUCGUUCAACUGGUCCCAGGACCUGUGUUUGUUCCUGAACGUGAUCAAUGGCUGCGUCAUUCUUCAUUGUGAGGACUCAGCCAUGUUACGGUUCAGUCUUGCCACCUUCCUCAAUAUCUCCAUACACUUCAAGCAGAUCUUCUCCAUGACUGGGUUUCUGAAUGUGAUCCCGACCCUGAUGCGGACGUACAGUAACCACCUGCCCAACCCCGUUGUGUGUAAGGCCCUGCAGUUUGUCUUCAAGCAGUUCUACAUUCUCCACAGGAAACCAUUCAUGCUGCAGCUGUUUGGUAGUUUAGCCAACAUCUUGGAUUUCCAGUCUGCCAGUACCGGGCUGAUGGACACAACUAAGGUUCAGCCAGAUUGCUUGUUUGAGAUGCUACUCUCCCUGGAGAAGGACACGCCCGACCUACUCUCCAUCCUAGACCUUGUCGACUACCCAAAGCCAUUUAAGGCUCUCGACUUCUGUUAUGAGAGUGAGCCGGAGACAUUCAACCUGAUGCAGGUUAUAGACAUGUGUGUGACCGUGGUCGUCUACUCCCCUGACUCUUUCCGCAGUGUUCAGAUGCUGACAAUCCUGGAGAUAGUCCUGCCCCGCUACCUGGAUUACUUGCAUCAGGAGACAAACAAAAAGGACAACCCUCCAGCUGCACGGGCUGAAAUUUCCGCAAUCAACACCAUAGCAUCCUCAAUGAGGGCUCUCGUCACUUCCUGUGACUGUUUCUCAAGGGGCUUACCAUUACCUAAGCAGCUGGAGGCAGAGCGGACAAGCACGAAGGACAAGAGAGACCGGGGAUCUCCUGUAGAAACCAGCGUCUUCUAUGAUGAGAGAGAGGACUCCAAUACUUACCCCAAUCGUCAUGCUGAGGAGGGAAGGGGACGGAAAAGCCAAGCACAAUAUGAUCAGGAUGAUGAAGAAAUGCAGCGACAGGAUUUCCGUAAGCCUCGGGAUAGCCUGCUGAAUGUGGUUGCAGAGUUUUAUGGCGCAUGUCAGACACGCAUGAAGGAAUUAAGAAAGAUGCUACAGGAUCUGUCGUUCAGGCCCCCAGAACUGCUGGACCACAAGUCUCAUAAUAGACUGGCUGACAUGGCCCACACAUUGCUGAAGCUGGCCACAUAUGACCCAGACACCAUGGGUUGUGCUGGACUCCAGAAGUACAUGACAGAGAUCCUCCCCAUCACGGACUGGUCCCAGGAAGCUGUGAGACCAGCUCUUAACCUCAUUCUCCGCAGACUAGACAGGCUCUUUAACAAGAUAAAUAACCCUAAACGGCCCCACCUCAAGAGGAAAGUGGACUGGACCGCAGGAGCCAAUCUGCUCAAAGGGGUAUUCCUGACCUUGAAGAAGUUCCCUUACAUUGCCCAUCUGCCACAUCUCAAGACCCUCAUCAAUGUGCUGAUCCAGAUUGUGCUAUCGAGCGGCUCCCAGACGGUGAUGGAGAGUCUUCCAGGGAUGGGCGUGUUUCGGAGCGAGUUCUCCGGCUCCGUAAUACCUCCCAUGUUCUGUUCUGAGGUCGUAAAGCUGGUUGCCAUGCAGAUGCAGGCACUUGGGUUUAGACGCCCCUACCACUGGGUUCCAGCUGAGUUGAUCACCCAGGGAACCAAUGAGCAGAUUACCCUGGAGCAGAUAUGUGGAGGAUCGUCCGUAUUUCCAACAAGUGAGAGAUGUAUCAACAUGCUUGUCAACUUCAUACUGCCACUGUGUAUCAGGGUCGGAUGUGGCCGCAGAGACACCCCCAGGCUGCGGCAGGUGGACAUCAACUUCGCCCUGCAGGUGAUUUUAAACAUCCUCAAUCCCCCGGCCAAGGUCUCAGGGGGCGGCCAGACAAACAGCAGCACCAAGUCAGGAAUGCACCAUCUCUCCAUCACCGAGCAUGGCCGCUGUGGCAGCAUGAGUCGUAACAGCCACAAAUCCUAUGUCAAGUACCAGGGGAACGAGCUUCUGGUGCAGACAGCCUACCACGGUUUGGAGAUCCUGAUGGCGUGUUUUGACAAGGCUCUUGCCCCAGAGUGGCACCGUGUGGCCAAGGUCAUCAUGCAGAACUCACACACCAGGGUUUGCCUGCCCCUGUGGAAGUUCCUGAACUUUGUGGUCACCCACCGUCCCUCCAUCUUCCUCAUGUUGCAGCCCUUCAUUCAGUUUAAGAUGCUGCGCAUCAACUGUGACACUGCCCAGGAGUAUUAUGAGCAGCAGACAAUCAAGGACAAGCUGCAGGGCUACAGUUUUACCCAUCCCAAGUGCAUGGGCUCUGUCUUGGUGGAACUGGCCCUGGAGUUGAAACUGAUCAAGGAUGAGUUCAUUGCUACAGGAGGUGAGUACCGGUCAAGGUCAGCUACCAUGGUGACUGACCGGUCUGACUUCAGCCACAAUCCUGGGGCGGAGAUAAGGACAGCGAAGGAGGUGUCAGAUAUCACCACGGAGAUCAUAGGCCCACCCAAACCAACCCUUGCUACUAUCGGCAAGAGGGCUAGCAGAGCCACAAUCUUGUCGCAAAACAGCUCCAGCAACAGUGCACCGUUCAAGGCCACCGUUCUAACAUCCAGUUUUGAGAAUGGUAGUCCUACUGGGCGGCGCAAAUCUAACGCUGGUCAGAGGAUAUCUGCUAAAGAUGGUACCAGGAUACUGGAGAAGUUCAGAAAACCAACGCAAGAUGACUUAUCCCCCAUAGACCAGAUUGUUCCUGAGACAGAGGAGAAGGUGGGUAUGGAGCCGAUGAUCGCCUUCCAGCCCGUGUCCAAUCAGAACAGCGUGGAGCACCUGCCUACGUCCGUACAGUAUGAGAAUGAAGACAUCAUAGAUGGUAACGAUCUUUACCCAAGAGGUCACAGACUACAGCGCCAGGAUGCAAAGAGCCGUAAAACAUUCAAGAUGAAGAGAACAAAAACAAAAACCACCAGCGUGCGGCGAUUCAUGUCCAGACACGGCAAGAAUGAUGUGAGUGACACAGAGAGUAACAGUACAGAGGGGUCACCCACAAGGUCAAGCAGCACCAUCAGGAGCAGACGACAAGGGGAAAGUGACUCCCUCCGUCUUCAUAGAACGGGGACUGGUAUUCAUACACCACGGGCGGGGUCACCUUCAAAAUGUGGUUACGCCAAAUCUGUUGAGACUAUACAUGAACAAAGGGAAGAUUGCAAAAAGUCAAGCAAGCCAAGAUACAUCCAGCGUUCCAAGUCCCAUGAUGAUCCCCAUGGUGAUAUACACGCCCCAGCAGGCACUGCACGCCGUCGAAUUGCCCGCCAGGGAGCUCGUAUGGUGAGGUCAAGAUCACCCUCAUCAAGUCCUGUGCGUGCUUUAGGCUCUAAAUCAAACCUUAUGAGCCCUAAUUGCAAGAUAGCCUCUCCUCCCCUAAGAAGGGGCUUUUCUGAAGACAGUCCUGGACCGGCUGAGAUGCCAAUCAAUAUCACAUACGCCACAAUCCCUGGAGCCACGAGUCCACCACAGAGUGCACAGUCUUUGAAGGAAGAUAGAAGCUUCUUCAGGUUCAGCCUCAAGAAGAAGGAACCAGCACCUCAGAUGAUAAAAGAGAACGACUCUGAAUCAUCAGCUGACAGCCCAAUGAGUCCUCCAAUAACCAGCCCUUUGAGCCCUACUAAUCCUUUCCUAAGUCUUGUCUAUGAGAAACCCAAGCCAGUCAUUACAUCUUCUGAGAAAAAGGACACGGCUCCUAAAAGUCUAGUAAAGUCUAGAAUCCAGAUGUUCACCAUGCCUGUACAGAAAGGUGAAAUCAAGCCCGCUGGUCCCACACAGGGGAAGAUAGCACCAAUAGUUCCUCCCCCAAUACCACCCAGACAGUUGUUCACCAAGACCUUUACAUCUACAAAUGAGCCAGAACCUCAAAGCCCUCCAGAAAAUACGAAGUUCAAAUCUCGGGACAGACAAAGACCAUUUACUUCUCCUGUUAAGCAGAGAGCCAUAGCCAAACUUUUAAACGACUUGCCAGUCAGUGAUACCUCAGCAUUUCAUGUCCCUCAGCCGAAAGCCAUUAAUCUUCCCAGAGAGACCUCCCCCCAGCCUCUAAGCUCCACCAACCCUUUCAGAUCCAAUCCAGACCCAUUUCAGAACUCUCAGCUAACCCAGAAAGGAGGAGUCAAAUCCAACGAUGCCAUAAAGCAGACUUAUGUAUCCUCGAGGUGUUCGUCAGAUGAAUCACUGACUGAAUUCUCCACUCUCUUAAAGGAGGAUGAAAAGUCAGCAUCUAGAUCGUCCGUCUGUAUUUAUUUUGACGGGAAAGAGGUUCCUGAUACUCUUGUCUAGGUUAGACAAAAGAAAAAUAGGUUGUUUGGUACAAGAAAUGAGUGUAAUUUUUUACAUCCAAAACUGUUUGAUUAUAAUAUCUUGGAAACAUGUAAUUGAUUUAUGAUACUUGUACUGAAUGCGAUUCAUUUAUUUUUUUGGGGAUAUUUGUACGGGCAUUGUAUCAGUACAGUUUUGACAAGCAUAACAGCACUUUGAGUUCAUGAUUAAAAGAUAAUAUGAAACAAAAAAACAAAGUUAUAGUUCAAUGUAAAUAGUUUGAUUGAUAUUGUGAAAUAUUUGUGAUAGUUGUAUAAUAGGGUUGUGAUGUUAAAACUUUUUGAGUUUAAAAAUAUAAAUGUCAAAAAUGAAAAUGACUACUUGUUGAGUAUGUUGUUGAGGUACUGUUAAUGGUGUAUUUAUACGUUUGUGGUCUUUCAUCUUAGGAACUGCUGGUCACAGUAACCAUAUAGAAUAUAUAAUUUUUACCAUACUAUUUUUUGUCAUGUCAUUGGUAAAACAUUGUACUGAGCCUACUUGUUAACCAUGUCUUCUGAAUUAUGGGCAGGUUUGUGUCAAGAUUUGUGUCAAUUUGGCCAUGCAUGGGUCGAUUUUAAAGUAACCCUUUACAAAUGUUUUCCAUAGCUAUGAUAAGACGAUUUACACAUUGAUAUUAAAUUUUACAACCUUCCACAAAACUGGUUCAUCAUUUUUUUUCAGCAUCUGGCCGGACAGUGUUUGCGUUUUACUGACUCAGCUCUAGUCUUAACAUUUAUAGAGCAUAUGGGUUAUGCUUGUCCAUAUGAAUGACUAUCCAUCACUUGUUCAAUUUACUCAAACCAUUUGCGGCAUAAGAUGAAAACCUGGUUUUUGUUAAAUUGCAGCAACACAGUCUUGUUAUAAAUCUUGCAUUUAAACUUCAUGCUGUCUUGACGGAUUUAUUUUCUGUUAGAUUUUUAUAGCAAGAAAAACAACUAAUAUAUUAUUUGUAUAUGUUAUGAUGCAAAAAUAUAUCUAUGUUAUAGAAGACCAUUAUAGUGUUUUUCAAAGAAAAAGUGGAGGUAUUGACAUUGUUGGCCUUGUCAUUCAACUUGAACCUUGAUCUCAACCUUGAUUGACUGGAAAACAUCAGAUGAGUCUUUGCAUUCGCUCCGCAUCCCUCUUCUAUAUUUACAGUUUUUACUGGGACAAAAUAUAUGGUAUAUUAUUAUGCCCCCUUUUGAAAAAAGUGGGGUAUAUUGUUUUGCACAUGUCGGUCGGUCGGUCGGUCGGUCUGUCGGUCGGUCGGUAGGAAUACCAAAUGGUUUCCGAUCAAUAACUUGAGAACGCUUUGACCGAGGGACCUCAUACUUGGUAUGUGUAUUGGUCAUCACCAGCAGAUGAACCCUAUUGAUUUUGAGGUCAGUGGGUCAAAGGUCAAGGUCAGUGUGACCUUUACAUGAAAAACGGUUUCCGAUCAAUAACUUGAGAACGCUUUGACCCAGGAACCUCAUACUUGGUAUGUGUAUUGGUCAUCACCAGCAGAUGAACCCUAUUGAUUUUGAGGUCAGUGGGUCAAAGGUCAAGGUCAGUGUGACCUUUACAUGAAAAACGGUUUCCGAUCAAUAACUUGAGAACGCUUUGACCCAGGAACCUCAUACUUGGUAGGUGUAUUGGUCAUGACCAGCAGAUGAACCCUAUUGAUUUUGAGGUCAGUGGGUCAAAGGUCAAGGUCAGUGUGACCUUAACAUGAAAAACGGUUUCCGAUCAAUAACUUGAGAACGCUUUGACCCAGGGACCUCAUACUAGGUAGGCUUAUUGGUCAUGACCAGCAGAUGAACCCUAUUGAUUUUGAGGUCAGUGGGUCAAAGGUCAAGGUCAGUGUGACUGUAAGCUGAAAAAAGGUUUUCUGAUUGUCCAUAUUUUAUUUUCUUAUAUAGUAGACAGUAGAAAUUUAUAUGUCACUAAAUGCAUGAGUUGAAGUAUCAGUUUUCAGUGAACAUCUAGUUUAAUUAUGCCCCCCUUCGAAGCAGAGGGGUUAUAUAAUUGCUUUGCACAUGUCGGUCGGUCUGUUGGAAGACCAAAGCUUGUCCGAGUGAUAACUCAACAAUUCCCGGACCUAUGGUCAUCAAACUUGACAUGAAGAUUAGGUAUGACCAGUAGAUGACCUGCCUCAUAUGCAUCCAAUGACAAAUCAGCUGUCAUUUCAGUCCAUGCAUAUUUCAUUCAAUUGUCCAAAUAUUUCUGGCAACUUGGCGCUCAGGGGGCAUAAUGUUUGACAAACAUCUCUUGUUCUUAGAUAUUUAUCGGGCCAAACAGUGAUACAUGUAGGUGAUAUACUGAACAGUGCAAUGAGCUUCCUGUGCCAAUGUGAUUCUGAUAUCAGUUGUUGUUUUACAUGGUUCUACAUAAAUGAUUGUUAUUUGUACGUUUGUGAUGUUAUAGUUUACUUGGUUUACAUUCAUAUUCUAUGUUAAUUAUCUUUUGUAAUGUAAUUGAGUGAAUAAAAGUAGCUAGUUUCUCAA
Molecule: messenger RNA, 13803 nt
Organism: Mya arenaria
Lineage: Eukaryota; Metazoa; Mollusca; Bivalvia; Myida; Myidae
Product: protein unc-80-like
Exons: 60
Coding region: 56-11320 (3754 amino acids)
Biological process (GO): monoatomic cation homeostasis
Cellular component (GO): axon; cation channel complex
Molecular function (GO): monoatomic cation channel activity
Source: RefSeq, a predicted model, not a curated record